UGAAUGGAUAUGUUGUCAGUGUAUGUGAAAAAUGUUUCAGAAAAGAGAAGGAAAAAAAUAUCUACGAGCAAUGAAUGCAAACAGAGCAUCAGUUGUGUUUUAAAGUUGAUACAGUUUACUUGAACAAAUUUAAAUUUAUUAGAUAAUUUAUUGAAGAUUAUUUCUUGAUAAAGACUAUCAUUAUAAGACAAGUGAUUCGGAUUUUUGUUACAAAUUUACAAUUUAUUAAAGAAAGAUGACAGCAAUAAACAGUGAAAUUUUUGAAGCGUUUCAACGAGAUGGAUUUGCUGUUAUCGAAGAUUUCUAUUCUCCACCUGAGGUUUAUCAUAUGCUAAAAGAAGCUAAAAAGAUCAUAAGUCAUGCACCGAAGGAAGAUCGAGUGGUUUUCAGCGUAACUGAUCCGCAAUUAACUCGAAAACGUGACCAGUUCCAGAUUGAUUCAGCCGAAAUAUUGAGUUAUUUUUUUAGAGCUGAUGCAUUCAACGAGAAGAACGAACUUAUAGUACCGGAAGAGUUUGCCUUGAAUCGUGUUGGUCAUGCUUUAAGUGUUGUGAACGAUGCCUUCAAACGAUACACUUUCGACAAUAGAGUGAGAGAAGUGCUAUGGCAAUUGGGAUAUCAACGGCCAGCAGUUGCUCAGAGCAUGAUAAUAUUUAAGAAUCCUGGUGUGGGUGGUGAAAUAUUGCCACAUCAAGACGGAACAUUUUUACAAACUGAACCACAAUCGGCUGUAGGAUUAUGGAUUGCACUUGAGGAUGCAACAAUUGAAAAUGGAUGCUUGCACUUUAUCAGCGGGUCUCAUAAAACUGGCAUUCAUAGAAGAUUCAUCAGAAAUCCCGACGAGACAUCAAAUGAACUUUUAAUUUUCGACAGAUCUUUGCCAACUUACCAGAAGUCAAGCAUGAUCCCAUGUCCUGUCAAGAAAGGAUCGCUUGUGCUGAUACAUAAUCAAGUUCUUCAUGGAAGCAAGCAGAAUACGACAGACAAAUCUCGAACUGCUUUCACUUUCCAUGUUGUUGAAACAAAGGACACCAAAUGGUCACCAGAAAACUGGCUUCAGGUGAAGAAUCCGUUUCCAAUAUUAUACGAGAAAGACGCCUCUUAAACAAAAUGCGUCUUUGGCAGAUUUCACUUGAGAAACAAGAGAUUUAAAAAAUUUGCGAUUUGAUUAAAAUGGGAAAAUAAAUUUCGUUGACUCAACUUCACAUUUUUUAAUUGUUUAUCAUCGUUAUAAAAAAUGCAACGCCAGAAAUUUUUUUCAGUUUCUUCUAUAAAUAUUACAA
This is a messenger RNA of Clunio marinus, 1283 nucleotides long. The record is from the annotation of a GenBank genome assembly. NCBI's taxonomy places the organism in Eukaryota, Metazoa, Arthropoda, Insecta, Diptera, Chironomidae.